AUGGCAUUAACAAAAAAUUAAGGAGAAAAUUGGAAGGCAUUUCAUGACAUAUGCUAGCCAGUUUCAUCCAAGCUGAGGAUAAACUACAAGUACUAUGACCCUAAACUAGAUGAAAACGCAAGAGUUUAUACGUCAAAAGAGUUGGCUUUGAAAGACAAAGAGAAAUAAAUCGGUUAAGUUUUGAGUGAAUUGUCUAAGAAGUUUCCAAUUUCUGAUGUACUCGAGCAGAGAACCAUUGAAGAAUUAGAUGAGCAGUCUAAAACUUAUAUGUCUCAAAAACCUGUAUAUCUCAUGAGUAGCACAAAAUAUACUGAUUCUAGGAAUCAGAAAUAAUUCUACUCUGUAAAUGGCUAACAAGGAAAUAGUGAAGUGAUAGCUUUGUAAAACAUGUAGAGGGCUUAGGAUAUUAUUACUAGAACUACCUUCAACAACAGUUUCACCAAGACUCAAAACAGUACCCAAAAUUAUGGUAGAAACAUUCAAACUGCUAGCACCAAUCGAAGAUCCUAUACCAAAAAGAUAAACUCUGUUAUCUCACAGUACAGAAUGAUAACGCCUUAGAAGAUGAGUUUCUUCAAGAACUGUAUCCCUAGUAUAAACAAUAGAAAGUUUUACAAUUAUAAUCAGCCGAAUGAAACCUUCCCUACUCAAGGGGAUGAUUGCAUAAAUAAUUUUCAGCUGGACUCUAUGUCAUCUCCAAAGAAUAAAUAGGAAAUUGAUGCAGUUGACACCAGCUACAUUGAUCAAAGUGAGAUGUUUAAUCUGAAGCAGCAAACUUUACGUUAAUAAUAAGAAAUUAUAAAUCAGACAGCAUCUAAGCAAAACGGACUAAAUGAAAAUAAUGUAAGCAUAGAGGAUCAAUUCAGAAGUCAGCCUCAGAGCCUUAGAGGUAAUCAAAUGAUAAACUCAUAGAUAUACAAGACUUUUAGCUAGAUAGGGCACAUUAGACAAAAAUCAGCUAACUUUCAGCAAUAAAAUCUGAAUUAAUCCAUAAGUGGUUAAAGCGCUAGCAUUAGAGGUGGCACAGUUACAAAAGACUAUCUGAUUGAUAUGGUCUAGAGAUAAUAUGAGCGAAAUAAUUAGGAUAAGAAGAAUCAGUUGAAGAAUAUCAUUUUGAAAAGCCAAUAUAAGAGUAGUGAUGGAGAAUAAGAUUAAGAUUAGCAAGAUAACUUGUUUGAUAGUUCUAAAAUGAAUGAUAAGCACUAUAAAACAGAUGCUGCUAACUACAUAUUCAGAGAGAAUUACGAGGAGACUAGUGGUAUGCUGAAUAAAUAUAACCCUCAUGAUACUGAUAGAGAAGAUUUGAAUCCUAACUAAAGUGAAAUUAAACCUUAAUUUAAGCAAUAAUCGUAUUUGAGUCACAGGCAGUAACAGAUUCAAAAUGACUCAGAGUAAAACAAUAUACUUGGACAAUUUGGCUAUAUAUUGGAUUAGUCAUCCAGCGUGCAUCCAGUUGAUAAUAAAGAGAACUUUGGCUUGAAUCUUGUGAUUGAGAAUGCCCCAACUUUUCAUGGUGCUAGAACUCAGACUACGAAGAACAGAAAUAAUGAACAGAGAAGAAGUAAGACAUAGGAGAAUGGAAGAUAAAGUAAGUACAUGCUGAAAAAAUUAGUCAAGUUUCCUAAGAGAUUAGAUCAAAAAGACAACCAUAGAGAUAUUCAUGCUGAAAUUACUAAGGAACUUGAAUAGUAUUUGCCUUUAGAGAUCAGAGAUAACAUUGUUGAUUUGGAGUACUUGAAAAGAAAAUAGGUAAUCAAAGAGCACUUCUUGAAAGAUUAGCUUAAAGUUAAUAAGAAAGCACCAGCAAGACAUUUAACAGCUGCUAAGAAGGAAAUUUAUAAAAGAUUGAUUAAGCAUUAUGACCCAACUCAAAUUUAGGAUUGCGAUAAAUAAUCUCACCAAUGA
This is a messenger RNA of Stylonychia lemnae, 1905 nucleotides long. NCBI's taxonomy places the organism in Eukaryota, Ciliophora, Spirotrichea, Sporadotrichida, Oxytrichidae. The record is from the annotation of a GenBank genome assembly.